CUCAAGUAAUUGCCUUAGAAUGAGCACAGUUUUAUUAGUCGUAGCUCUGACACUAUUUGUAUUGGCCUUUUUAAGCCAUGUAACGACAAAACGAAAACGUAAAGCUGUUAAAAACAUAGUUGGACCCCACAAUUUGCCGAUUGUGGGGGCAGUACAUUUCGCCUAUCAACUGAAUCCCGAAAAUUUCCUUCAACGGGCUCGUGAAAAUUCUCUGAAAUAUGGGCCCAUUCACAAAGUGUGGGCAUUUAAUCGUUUGAUUAUUGCCUCUGCCGAUGCCGAACUAAAUGAACAGAUUCUGACCAGUACCACGCACAUAACCAAACAUCGUCUGUAUGGAGUUCUCUAUGAUUGGCUGGGCAAUGGCCUGUUGACCAGCGAUGGUCGUAAAUGGCACUCACGACGUCGAAUUAUUACACCGGCAUUUCAUUUCAAAAUUCUUGAGGAAUUCUUGGAGGUAUUCGAUCAGCAGUCUAAAGUUUUGGUGAACUGUUUGUCGCCAAUGGCCGACGGCCGAACCACAUUCGAUGUUUAUCCUUUUGUAUGUGCUGAAACAUUGGAUAUCAUUGCGGAAACGGCCAUGGGUACUAAGGUAAUGGCUCAGACUGGUGGUACGAAGGAGUAUACGAAAGCUGUUGAGGAAAUGACACGAAUGAUGGCAUGGCGCUUUCUACGAUUACACAUACACUCCGACUUUAUCUUCUCCAUUCUUCAUCCAUUCAAAAAGAUGCAGAUGAUGAGGAAUUUACGCAUAAUGCAUGAGUUCACAGAUAAGGUAAUCAAUGAACGACGCAGCACACUGAAAGCUUCCUUGGCGAAAGCAAGCCAGGAGACGGCCGAUGAUCAGGAGCACUUUGAUGUUGGCCAGAAGAAGCGAAUGGCGCUGCUGGAUGUCCUGCUGCAGUCGACAAUUGAGGGUGAACCCCUGUCCAAUGAGGAUAUACGCGAAGAAGUCGAUACAUUUAUGUUUGAGGGGCAUGAUACCACAGCUACAGCCCUGAGUUUUACCCUGCAUAUAUUGGCCCGCCAUCCAGAGGUCCAGGAAAAACUCUUGGCCGAAAUUCAUAACGUCUAUGGAAAGGAGGAUCCCAAACCAUUUUCUCUGAUGAAUUUGAAUGAAUUGAAAUAUAUGGAAUGCGUAAUUAAGGAAGCACUGCGCAUGUUUCCGCCUGUUCCCAUAAUUGGUCGGGAAAUUAAGGAAGAUUUAAAAUAUAAACACUCGCAACUGGGCGAAGGAAUAAUUCCGGCUGGUUCGGAACUCAUUAUUGGCAUUUACAAAAUGUCACACGAUUUAUUUACAUUUGAAGAUCCCUCAGAAUUCAUACCCGAACGUCACGAAAAACCUCUGAGCAAAAGCUUUGAGUAUCUGCCAUUUAGUGCGGGGCCACGAAAUUGUAUUGGCCAAAAAUUUGCCAUGUACGAAAUGAAAGUUACCCUGACCAAUGUAAUUCGGGAAUAUGAGUUACUGCCGCUGGGUGAGGAUACCAAAGCGAUACUGGGUAUUGUCUUACGUUCAAAAACGGGCAUGCAAUUGGGUCUGAGGAAGAGAGUGAAGUAGACGACACCCUAUAUUGUUGACUGAUAUUUGUGAUAUUAAUACAUGUGAUAAUGUUUAGAAAAUUAAAAUAAAAUUUGAAUAAUUAAUGUAAGUUUUGAU
Molecule: messenger RNA, 1654 nt
Organism: Musca domestica (house fly)
Lineage: Eukaryota; Metazoa; Arthropoda; Insecta; Diptera; Muscidae
Product: cytochrome P450 4d8
Exons: 4
Coding region: 20-1555 (511 amino acids)
Molecular function (GO): oxidoreductase activity, acting on paired donors, with incorporation or reduction of molecular oxygen; monooxygenase activity; iron ion binding
Source: RefSeq, a predicted model, not a curated record